GCUGUAUCCUCCUUUUUCUCUCUUUCUCUCCGUGAAACCUUUCAGCAGCCGCUAGAUUUUCAAAGAGAGAAAGAGAGAAAUUAACAAUGGCGGACAAGGCAGUCACUAUCAGAACUCGCAAGUUCAUGACCAAUCGUCUCCUUUCCCGGAAGCAAUUCAUCAUCGAUGUUCUUCACCCCGGUCGUGCUAAUGUCUCCAAGGCUGAGUUGAAGGAGAAGUUGGCAAGGCUGUACGACGUGAAUGAUCCAAAUUCUAUUUUUGUGUUCAAAUUUCGUACUCAUUUUGGAGGUGGUAAAUCAACUGGAUUUGGCUUGAUUUACGAUUCUGUUGAGAGUGCGAAGAAGUAUGAGCCCAAGUACAGGCUGAUCAGGAAUGGAUUGGCCACCAAGGUUGAAAAAUCUAGGAAACAAAUGAAGGAACGAAAGAACAGGGCCAAGAAGAUCCGUGGUAUUAAGAAGACAAAAGCAGCUGAAGCUGGCAAGAAGAAGUAAGGAAUUAGUGAUGUUGAGGAUGUUGCAUACACUGGUGAAGCAGUUUUCUUUUUGGUGCUAUUGUUUUCAAUCUUCUCAAUGCUCAGUGUUCUUGCUUGUUUAACCCAAUCAGCUGUAGUAGCUAUAGCGAAGGAUUAUGAGACUUUUAGCUACAAGAUGUUAUAUUUUUUGUCAGGAGUUAUAUGAAAUUUUUGUCAGGUAAUGGAUGCAUCUUGAUGAAUUUAGCUUGACUUCCCUUGAAAGCAUAAUUUAGUGAUUUUUGGUUGUGUUA
Molecule: messenger RNA, 762 nt
Organism: Amaranthus tricolor (Joseph's coat)
Lineage: Eukaryota; Viridiplantae; Streptophyta; Magnoliopsida; Caryophyllales; Amaranthaceae
Product: 40S ribosomal protein S24-1
Exons: 5
Coding region: 87-491 (134 amino acids)
Biological process (GO): translation
Cellular component (GO): ribosome
Molecular function (GO): structural constituent of ribosome
Source: RefSeq, a predicted model, not a curated record